Molecule: messenger RNA, 582 nt
Organism: Aricia agestis (brown argus)
Lineage: Eukaryota; Metazoa; Arthropoda; Insecta; Lepidoptera; Lycaenidae
Exons: 4
Coding region: 52-570 (172 amino acids)
Source: RefSeq, a predicted model, not a curated record
UAAAAAGAAUAUUCUUGUUAGAAGUAAAUUAUUAUAAUUAUUAUAUUCACCAUGUCGGUGCUGGAUAGGAUUCCAACAGUCAUUAGCUGUUGUUUCUGCUGCUUUUUACGAGCUGGCACCAUCAUGAUAGCUAUAUUCACUUUCGCUCUCGGCGCGUUCUACGUGCCCAACCUAGCCUACCUAACCGACCAGAACUACCUGUGGCAUACCGCAGGGGAGUCCGUCCUAUCCUACCUCGGCACGGCGACCGAGCACGCCGCGAGGUGUAUACUUGGCUGUGCGGGGCUAAUGCUGAUGAUCAUCGGUAUCAUGCUGAUUGUUGGAGCCUUAUGUAACUUUGCGAAGUUGCUCAGCAUAUACGAAUGGGGUCUGAUCAUCCACACCGCGAUCACCACCGUGCUGUACUUCGCCCUGGCCAUGGUCUGCUUCUUCUACCACUCCCAGAGCUACCAGACGGGCAUCAUACUGCUAGGGAUCGUCGUUCUGAAUUUGGUUGUGACGGCAUAUUUCGUCAUCGUAGUCAACAGUCUUCGCAUGUCCAUCAGCUAUUUGAAGGGAUACCAAGUCUGAAAAUUGACGUCU